GAAUGACGAGAGUUAGUGUUGCGCGAUUGGCAAGACGUCUACGCAUUCCAUUCCAAGGAGCCAAGGCGCGUAAUGGCGGCGCGUUAAUUCCUGUCCGCGUGGGCGCAACGGCGUCGUUUCUCCAUCGCAACCACAGUGCUUUCUCUUCCUCCGCCUUUUCAUUUCAAUGGACAGGAACAGGAAUAGGAAUAGGAAUAGGGAUAGGGAUAGGGCAAAGGAGGAGUAUGUUUAUCCAAACGCAGUCAACACCGAAUCCUUCGUCUCUGAUGUUUUAUCCUGGGAAGCCUGUUAUGGAAGUUGGAAGCGCCGAUUUCCCCAAUCCUCGUUCUGCGAUGAAUUCUCCACUCGCUAAAUCACUCUUUGCAAUUGAUGGAGUUACUCGUGUUUUCUUUGGAUCCGAUUUCGUCACUGUUACAAAAUCUGAAGAUUCUGCUUGGGAAUUCCUCAAACCUGAAAUCUUUGCAGCGAUUAUGGACUUCUACUCUUCCGGUCAGCCACUCUUUUUAGACUCUCAAGCUGCAUCUGCAAUGGAUACUGCAAUUCACCAAGAUGAUUCCGAAACAGUUGCGAUGAUCAAGGAAUUGUUAGAGACUCGUAUUAGACCAGCUGUGCAAGAUGAUGGUGGGGAUAUUGAAUAUCGAGGUUUUGACCCGGAUUCUGGAAUAGUGAAACUUAAAAUGCAAGGAGCAUGUAGUGGCUGCCCAAGUUCAUCGGUGACUCUGAAAUCAGGCAUCGAAAAUAUGCUGAUGCAUUAUGUACCUGAGGUCAAAGGCGUGGAACAAGAAUUGGAUGCCGAGGACGAGGAAGCAUCAUUAAGUGGGCAAGUGGAGUAGUUAAACUCCUUUUUAUUUAUUUAUUGCAGCCGGCAUUUAGUCUCAUAGAUUUCACAUCCAAUAGAGACCUCGAAGUACAACAGCAGUAAAUGAGGGAAUCAAAGGUGUGAGUGUAAACAAAAAAUAUAUGAAAUAAGUUGUAAGCUGUGAGCUGGAUAUACUGUAGUAUGGCAUGAAAUAAUCGUUCCAAGCUAGUUGGAUCUCACUGACAUAGUAUGUAGGUAGUUUAAACACCAUGCCAUUGACAGAAAGACUGUACCCUCUAUUCGGGGUGCUUAACUAUGAUUCUUGCUCUUUCCUUUAAAUUCAGGUUUUUGGAAAUAUACAAGGCAUUUUUUGCCUAUUGCCUUCUGACACACUUGUAUUGAUAUCGUCAUUUGGUAAUUUGUUUGUGAUUCCAUCCUUUUAGUGUUCAAAUCGAUGUAUGCACUUCUUAAGGAGAACAGUGAAAAGGCACGGAUCAUUGUUGUUUUAUCGCCU
This is a messenger RNA of Gastrolobium bilobum, 1313 nucleotides long. Its product is annotated as nifU-like protein 4, mitochondrial. Gene Ontology annotation, cellular component: mitochondrion. Lineage: Eukaryota; Viridiplantae; Streptophyta; Magnoliopsida; Fabales; Fabaceae. The transcript has 5 exons. The record is from RefSeq and is a predicted model, not a curated record. Bases 3 to 833 code for a protein of 276 amino acids. Gene Ontology annotation, molecular function: iron ion binding; iron-sulfur cluster binding. Gene Ontology annotation, biological process: iron-sulfur cluster assembly.